CCAUGUUGGGACGGUUUGAAAGCGAGCGCGGGUGUCGAGCUCCGCUGUGACUGCGGAGGAUGCUGCGAGUGAGCCGAGCCUGAGGCGGGGCGGUGUCCGGGUUGGGGAUGCUUUGUGGUGUCUCGCGUUGGGUAACAGGCCUGAGCUUUCGGCGGAGAGCUGUGGAAGUGUGCGGUUUUUGUUUUUGUUUUCCUUUAUUUUUAUUUUGGGGCCUUAGGGGUGAGUUAGGCCGGAAAGGAGGGUGUCUUUUCGAGGGUUGUCCCAUCCUGUGACAGCCGAGAAAAGGCGAAAGGAGAGUGGCGAGCAAAGAGGGAGACGUUUCCUGAGGGAGGGCGCUUGUGGAGUCUCUGUGGAAGGAAGAACACUGUAGAGGGAGUGCCCCCUGGGCGAGGGAGGGUCGCGGGACGCAGCGGAGGGGGCUGACACGGGCGUCUGGGGACCUGAGGCGGCGACAGGAAGGGGCUUGCGCUUUGGGGCUGUCGCUUCCGAACACUUCUCCUUCAGUCCAUUGCUGCGCUCGCCCUGGCUGCUGAAUAAAUGGUUUCGGAGUGAAAAGCAUCUCAUUGAAGAACUUGUCUGUGUCUGUGACUGACGGGCGGUGGAACACCAAAGGGAGGGUGUCGCCUGAUUGGGACUGGAAAAAUUGGAAUUCAGGGCGCCCGGGGUAGGGGAACGAUGCGCACUGCUGGAGACGGGCGACCUUCGCUGGCCGGUCGAUGGGUUCCUGGUUUUCUGCUGCCAAGUAAACAAACGUUCCCUUUCCUAACUUAGCAGUCACAGAGCUAUUUCCAACAGUUGUUGUUAAUUUCCUGUGCGAUAUUCCCGUUGGCUAUUUAACACUGAACGUUCUGCUUUUGAAUCAAAGUUAGUUAAAAUUUCUUGUCAAUAAGUUUAACAUUCUAUUCUUCCGCGUGAUGGAUUUUCUUUUGGAGAUUCGAACUGAAGCCUGUACGGAGGAAAUGUUGUUUUUAAGGGAAAUGAAUAGAAACAAUCCACUUUGAAGAAGCCAUGGCGAAAUCAAAGACAAAACAUAGACUUUGUUCUCAGGAAUCUUCAGUAUCUGCGCUGCUGGCAAGCUGCACCCUGAGUGGUAGUAAUUCCUCUAAUUCUGAUGGCUCGUUUCACUAUAAAGAUAAGCUGUACAGAUCUGCUUCUCAAGCUCUACAGGCUUAUAUUGAUGAUUUUGAUCUAAGCCAAAUAUAUCCUGGUGCAAGCACUGGAACAGUUAACAUUGAUGAGGAUUUUACUAAUAUGUCACAGUUCUGCAACUAUAUUUACAAACCAAACAAUGCUUUUGAAAACCUUGAUCACAAAAAGCACUCAAACUUCAUAUCCUGUAGAAGACACACCGUUAAUGACAUAGACUCCAUGAGCCUAACAACUGAUGAUCUAUUAAGACUCCCAGCAGAUGGAUCAUUUUCUUAUACUUAUGUUGGACCGAGUCACCGAACGAGCAAGAAAAACAAGAAAUGCCAUGGAAGACUGGGUUCAUUGGACAUUGAGAAGAAUCCACAUUUUCAAGGACCCUACACUCCCGUGGGCAAGGAUAACUUUGUUACUCCUGUUAUACGCUCAAAUAUAAAUGGAAAGCAAUGUGGUAGGCUAAAAAACCCAAAACUUAUGAAUAGGACUAAUAAUUGCAUUUCUGAAUCAUCUUUGUCUUUUCCCAAGAAAUCGUCUUUCAAGGACAGUUCAGAACACAGUCUUGAAAAGAAUUACCCAAGAUGGCUCACUAGCCAGAAAUCUGACCUUAAUGUUUCAGGGAUAACUAGUAUACCUGAUUUCAAAUACCCGGUCUGGCUCCACAAUCAAGACUUGCUACCUGAUGCAAAUAGUCAAAGGGUUUAUCAAAUAUUUAAAGAUGAUCAGUGUUCCCCUAGACAUAGUCAUCAGGCACAAGGAACUUCUCGGCUUAUGAAUAAAUUAGAUUGUUUUGAAUAUGCUUUUGAACCCUCAAAGUUUUCAAAUUCCUUGAGUGAUGAUAAAGAAUUAGUUAAUGAAUACAAAUGUGAUUUUGAACAUAGCCAGUGUCAAUGUGAGAAUCCACUUCUCCCAGGACAAUCCACAAAGCCAUUCAGUGGUGACAAAAUUGAAUUGCUUAUCUUGAAGGCCAAGAGAAAUCUAGAGCAGUGUACUGAAGAAUUACCAAAGUCCAUGAAAAAGGAUGACAGUCCUUGCUCAUUAGAUAAACUUGAAGCAGAAAGAUCAUGGGAAAAUAUUCCUGUUACUUUCAAAUCUCCUGUUCCCGUUAACUCUGAUGAUAGUCCUCAACAAACUUCAAGGGCAAAGAGUGCUAAAGGGGUUCUUGAAGACUUUCUAAAUAAUGAUAAUCAGAGCUGUACUCUCUCUGGAGGCAAACAUCAUGGUCCUGUUGAAGCCCUGAAACAAAUGUUAUUUAACCUUCAAGCAGUACAAGAACGUUUUAAUCAAAAUAAGACCACAGAUCCAAAAGAAGAGAUUAAACAAGUUUCAGAAGAUGAUUUCUCUAAAUUACAGUUGAAGGAAAGUAUGAUUCCUAUUACUAGGUCACUUCAGAAUAUUCUAAGUGCUAUUGAAUAUAAUUCAUGUGAUCUUCACAACCUUAUGAAGGCUUUGCACCAUUUGUCUCGCCUGAGAGACCUGGUUGAUGAUACGAAUGGAGAACGGUCACCGAAAAUGUGAAGAGGAAAAUGAAACUGUCACCACAAUAAAUAGUCACCACAGAACAAAUAGGCAUUUUUUCUAUUACUUAAACUGACAAAGUAAAUAUAAGCCAUACAUUAUUUUGUGGUUGGUUCAAGGAUUAUAUAUUUCUAAAACACUAAACUUGAAAAUACCCAUAGGUUUUGGGACCUAUCUUUAUUUUGUGCCAACAUACUAGAAUGUGAACUGCAAGGACCCACAAUGUAUCCUGAAGUCUUACUUUCGCCUUCUGGCCAGCAAAUGUCUAAUAUUUAAAGAUGGAUGACUUCUGUUCUUGAAGCUUACCUGGAUUUAACCUUCCUUCAGCAUCCUCAACAUUACCUGGUUCAGGAUCAUUAAGAAACUUACUGGUUUUUAUCCAAAAUCUUUUACGUUAAAUAGACUUUUUUUAAGAUAUAGUUAGCAUCACUUUUAAACAGCUUAAAGGAAUAUCAAAAUUGUUAUUGUGUAUCUCAUCUAUAGGGAAGUCUGUUACUUUGAAAUUUUCAUAAAUUUAAUAUUUAAGAUACAUUGUAUUUGAAAAUUGCAUUAAUAGUGGGGUGAUACUGUGUUAAAAGGAACGUUGUGUUGUGACAUUCAAGAGAACCUCCUCAUUUAAUUAGUACUUUGAUUCUGUGUAAGAUAAUCUUGGUAGUGCUUGACAGUUUCCAAACCUUUUUUUGGAGAGAUAUUUAAGAAUUUAAUAUUUUGAUAUUAGAUUGUUUCCCAGAUUUUAAUUUUGGGGUUAGCUCAAACUAGUGAAAACUAUGACUAAAUGGCCAAUUGCUUUAUCAGAUUUGAUAACUAAAACUUAAAAUGAAUAUGGAAAAUCAGAAAGCAACUCUAUUUUAGAGCUAUUUUGUAAGAGUUGUGCUUUCUUUAACACGAUCUGUAGUCUUAAGUUUGUCUCUAGCUAGAACUGAACAAAGCUCUAUAAUUUUUACCAAGCACUUAUUAUUAAUACUUCUUAUAAGUAGUAAGCAUCUUUACUAACACAACUGAGAAUUAAGUCAUAAAACAUAACUAAUACAGCACAUUACUGCCUGAUGAAAUUAAAGAGUACUGUGUGUAUGUAUGACUACUACAGGUUAACACUUCACCCAAAUGAUAGCGUUUUUCCUCAGUAGAUUUAUUGUCAAAUAGGAAUUUCUAAGCACGUUGAGUCAAAGCAUUUUUUCCAAGUUAAUAAAGUGUUAUUUACUAUCUUUGUUAGAGAUGACAUGUCAAACACUACAGUGAGCUCUGUGGGUUUUUUUUUGUUUUUUUUUUUUGCCCGUGAGUUUUUUACCAUGCUGCUCUGACCAGUUUGAGUGGCAAUUGCCAAUAGAUUUGUUUUCUUUAUUCUGUGGAGAUGUUUUUACCACUGACACUGUUUUCGGAUUAUAGUCUGCUUCAUAGAAAAUAGCCUGCAUAAUCAAACAAGGAGUGACUUUGAAAUUAAAGUAUGCCUGGCUAUUAAAAAUGCAGAUUUUAGGUGGGUAAACAUCAGGUAGGUCUGGGUGGGUCAUGUUCUAGGCCUAGAAAAAUACACUAUUAGACAAGUUCUAAAGAAGGCAAGGAGAUAAAGGCAUCAGGUGGUAACUUCUAAUUGAAUAUUAUAUGUUGAUCAUACAUAAUAUAUACUAUGCCUGGAAAUUAUGACUGAAAAGCACCUAUUUGGUUAAUGCUCCUAUUCAUGAGAACAUAUCUCCAAUACUAAAUGAGAUAAGCCUGUUCUAAAAUCUUAUAGCCAGUAUUUUAAGAAACUUGAUUAUACUUACCAAAGGAACAUUGUUUGUUUUCUCUUAUUUUAAAUAUGGAGAGGUUUAAUCCUUUACAUAACAAAGGAAUUAAUUUUAGCAAAAUGAUUCAUUCCAACCUUCUUAUAAGAAAUAUCUAGGAGAGUCAACUAAGAAAAAUAACGAAUCUAAGUGAUAAACAUUCAAGAAAUUCUCUAAGAGAUUUAUUUACAUUUUUAAUAUCUCAGGGUUCUUUUUAGGUUUCCAGGGGAAAAGAGCAGGAUAACAGUGUGGAGACUGCUAAGUUGAGAAUUUAAAACAAAUGAGAACAUAAGAUUUUUAAAAUUGCAUUGUGAAUGUAAAAUUUUUAUCAAUCCUUUGCUCUCUUUUAGACAUAUUGAGAAAAUGUUAAAUAGAAAAAAUUAAGAAAUUUUAAUAAGAUGUUUCAGAUCUUUGAGUAUGAAAAACAUAACAAAAAAGCCUAAUUUCAAAAAACUAUUUGAGAUCAAGGGACAAUGGUGUGACCAAUACGAAGGGUCGAGACUGAAAUGUAUUGUCUUUACUAUCAAGAACUCUCCUUUCAGUUGUUUCUCGGACAGUUAAUUUCAGCUUCAUAGAGAUUUCUGAGCAAAUUAAGAAACACUGUUUUCCUGGGUUUGUUUUGGGUAUAUGUCAUUAUAGUUAUGUUAUUUCUUGUUGAAAUUUAUAAUUGUGGGUUUUUUGUAUUGUUUUAGUAUUUAAUGGUGUAUAAUGUGUUAUUACAUUAUAUGUAGUUAUACCAAAAUAUUGCCUGAAGAUAAAUCAUGACAAGGUCCCCUGUUUAUUCCUGUGUUACAGACACAUGGAAUUGCUCCUGUAGAUUUGAAUUUUUGUUUCAUUUUUUUCUGUCCCACCCUUCACUCUCUCUGUUUCAGAACAUUUUUGGUAGAAGUGCUAUCCAGAAGUGAACUUGUCAAAAGGCAAGUAGCAUGAAAGAAGACAAAAGAAGCAAAAGUGGAUAAUACAGUGGAUAAUUUCUGAACACUUGAAGUUUCUUCAAAUGUGCAAGACUGUGUGUCUUCCUAUUAGAUGUAUAAGUUGGAUAUUUCAUGCCUAAUUAAAUGUUGCGUUGGAUUGCA
Messenger RNA from Gorilla gorilla gorilla (western lowland gorilla), 5497 nucleotides. It is a transcript of the gene C17H18orf54, whose product is annotated as chromosome 17 C18orf54 homolog. Lineage: Eukaryota; Metazoa; Chordata; Mammalia; Primates; Hominidae. The record is from RefSeq and is a predicted model, not a curated record. Bases 1009 to 2661 code for a protein of 550 amino acids. The transcript is spliced from 9 exons.